UGUAUCUCAAACCCUCAAACACAAACGAAGGCAACCCAUGUCUCCAAGAACACAAGCAGUGACACACACCAACUCUUCCAUUAGAACAUCGUCGAGACCCAAGCGGAGACCCAAGAACAUCGCCGACGAAAUCACCGACAUCUGAAAGCACGUGAGCAUCAACCACAAUCCGAGCCACUCCUCGGUCCAGUCGCCGAUGUUGCUGCCGCAAGCGACACAGAGUGACUUCGUCUCUGUUCGUCGUCAGAUCGUUCCUCUGUUCUUCAUCGUUAGAUCGUUCUUCCUGUUCUUCUUCAGGUCUGUUGUUCUUCAAGUACCAAAAUCGAUGAACCCAAAUCUCCCUAACCCAGGAGUGACGGAGGCAGCGGCAGCGAAGCUCCAAGUGAAGGUCAUCUGUACGUAAAGAGUGAUGUCUAUGGUUUUGGUGUGGUUCUGCUCGAAAUGCUAACCGGCAAGCGAGCAGUUGAUGCAAAUAGGCCUAGUGGGCAGCAAAAUCUGGUUGAGUGGCUUAAGCCAUCUCUCUCUAAUAAAAGAAAGUUGAAGAGCAUUAUGGAUAUACGGAUGGAAGGCCAAUAUUCAACUGAGGCAGCAUUACUAGCAGUACAACUCACUCUAAAAUGCCUAGAAUCAGAACCUAAAAACCGGCCUGCCAUGAAAGAAGUGGUGGAGACAUUGGAAAGGAUUGAAGCAAAUAGGUAAUAAACAAAAGAUUCCAAAAUUAACUCUGCUCAUUCGACACCUCACCAUCGUAGCCAACAACCUAUUCAUCAUCGAUUCACCGGAGCAAGGUUUGAAGUCUCUCCUCGGUCAUCCAGAUAGAUACUCAUGGUCAUUUGAUUUGAAAUUUUAUGCUUAUUUUGGCACUGGGAAGGUUGUCUGCUAGUUCAUAUAAUGGAGAAAGACAGAGGUGACAGUGCAAACCAAUUUUUUGGAGGUCUUGGUAGUUUUUUGAGAAAAUGCAUUUUUAGAAUUUUGUCAAUGGGUCCCAUUCCCAAUCACAUUGCCUUCAUCAUGGAUGGAAAUCGAAGGUAUGCAAAGAAGCAGGGCAUGGAAGAAGGGGCUGGCCACAAGUCUGGGUUUUUGGCUCUCAUGAAGAUACUUUGUUACUGCUAUGAACUGGGAGUGAAAUACUUGACAGUAUAUGCCUUCAGCAUUGAGAAUUUCAAAAGGAAACCUGAAGAGGUUCAAUGCUUGAUGGAUCUAAUGCUGGAAAAGAUCGGUGAGUUGCUCAAGGAAGAAAGUGUUGUGAAUCAAUAUGGUAUCAGACUAUAUUUUAUAGGUAACCUGAAGCUUUUGAGCGAGCCUGUCAGGGUCGCAGCAGAAAAGGCAAUGGCAGCUACUGCCAAAAACACCAAGACUGUGCUUUUAAUCUGUGUGGCCUAUACUUCUUAUGAUGAAAUUGUGCAUGCUGUUCAAGAAUCCUGCAAGGAAAAAAGGAAUGAAAUUGAAACACUGUAUGCAAGUAAAGUUAGCAAUGGUGUGACUGAAGUAGUUGAAGAGGGUGAGAUAAAUGGAACCACUGAACAUGAUGUUCAAGGAUCUUGUGAAAAUAGCUUGAGUGAAUCCCAAGCAUUGAACACAACUAGAGCUUGCAAUGGUGUGAUUGGAGUUGAAAAGAAAAAAGGAGUAACUUUGCAUGCUGUUCAAGGAUCCUGUGAAGAUAAAUGGGAUGAAGCCACAAGUAGAACUUCCAAUGGUGUGACUGAAGGAGUUGCGGAUGGCAAAAAGAAGCAGUGGAUGCAUCCUACUAUAAAGCUGGUGGACAUUGAGAAGAACAUGUACAUGGGAGUGGCACCUGACCCAGAAAUCCUUAUCCGAACUUCUGGAGAGAACCGCCUCAGCAAUUUCCUCCUUUGGCAGACUACUAAUUGUCCAUUGUACUCUCCAUCUGCACUGUGGCCGGAGAUAGGUUUAUGGCAUUUGAUAUGGGCAGUAUUGAACUUCCAACAAAGUCACUACUAUUUUGAGAAGAAAAGGAAGCAGUUAUAAAUUCUUUAGGCCACACGAACCUUACUAGUAUAGGUUGUGCCAUAAUCACACAGGGACCAUUCUUAAAUAGCUAUCUGAGCUUUGGAAGCUUGAGCAGUGGGUUGCAUUGAUGCUGAUUGUAAGAAUUUGUUUAAUGGCCAGGCCUUUAGAAUUGUGUUUGCUUAUGGAACUUAAAUAAAGCAUCCUUACUUUUUUUGAUC
This is a messenger RNA of Quercus robur (English oak), 2189 nucleotides long. RefSeq names its product dehydrodolichyl diphosphate synthase CPT3-like. The record is from RefSeq and is a predicted model, not a curated record. Gene Ontology annotation, cellular component: endoplasmic reticulum. NCBI's taxonomy places the organism in Eukaryota, Viridiplantae, Streptophyta, Magnoliopsida, Fagales, Fagaceae. The transcript has 4 exons. Gene Ontology annotation, biological process: polyprenol biosynthetic process. The coding region runs from base 892 to 1989 and encodes 365 amino acids.